AUGGUGCUAUGCUCCAUCGUGCUGUUGUUUGCGCUCCAGCGUUUCGCAACGGGCCUCAUCCUAGCACCGCCAACUUUUGGGUUUGUGCGUGGGCAGCGCGCCGCCACUCGCUUGUGCUCCCAGAGCUUACCGGUGGUCCAUGCUGGGCCGAUCGCACUCUCGUGGGCGGCAGGCGGUUUGACGCUGCUGCUGCAGCACCACUUUACCGAUUGGACACAGGCUGGCGCGGAUGCGGCCUACCUCUCCCAGCGCCUGCAAGACGUGGGCGUUGGGCCGCUCCCGCAACCGGACCUGCAGGUCGCUCUGCUCUGGGCAUACCUGUACGCCAUGAGCGUUGGAGUUAGCUUCGCCAUGCCUGGAAUCGUGCCCGCGGCGCAGUCUAAGGCGGACGCCGAGGGCGCGGUCGAGCCGUUGAAGCACGCCCUCACCGCGGUCGACCUCUCGUACAUUGCUCUCAACUCGCUCUGCCUGCCCGGCCUCUUCUACCACUUCGUCACGCUCCUGCGCAGCUGGGGGCUCGACUUUGACGCGCCGGCCUGCGGCAUCUACCCCGAGAAGCCGCUCCUUCUCCUCACAGAGACGCUGCCUGAGCUGGCCAUGUACCUGCCGCUCUACUUCAUCACGUACGAGUUCGUGCCCGUCCUCUACAAGUGGGUGCACAAGCACCACCACCAGCAAACCUACCCCGACCGCGCCGUCAUCGACACGCUCAACACAGGGUGCGUCGAGUCGCAGGUUGGCUUGUACUCACAGCUGGCGCUGCUCUGGGCCUUUGGCAAGCUCGGUCUGGGCAGGCGCGCUCUGCCCUUCGACGUCUUCAGCGCGAGGGACCACCACAUGCACCACGCCUUUGUCAAGUGCAACUACUCUCCCUACGGCAGCUUGUGGGACCGCGCGUUUGGCACAUUCAAGCCCUUUCAGGUGAGGCCCAAGACUGGCGACGGGCCAAAUGCGGGACUCUGA
Molecule: messenger RNA, 963 nt
Organism: Emiliania huxleyi CCMP1516
Lineage: Eukaryota; Haptophyta; Isochrysidales; Noelaerhabdaceae
Exons: 10
Coding region: 1-963 (320 amino acids)
Source: RefSeq, a predicted model, not a curated record